This is a messenger RNA of Wyeomyia smithii (pitcher-plant mosquito), 1145 nucleotides long. Its product is annotated as protein HGH1 homolog. NCBI's taxonomy places the organism in Eukaryota, Metazoa, Arthropoda, Insecta, Diptera, Culicidae. Bases 40 to 1119 code for a protein of 359 amino acids. The record is from RefSeq and is a predicted model, not a curated record. The transcript has 3 exons.
AGAUAAAGGUAAACUGUAAGUCGAAACGUACGUGCAGUCAUGGAAGCGCUAGAAGAAAUAACUCCUUUUUUGAGCAAAUCUUCGCGGUUAGAUCUUAAAGCGGUUUCACUAUCACAUGUGCUAGGCCUAACUGGGUCGAAAGAUGGUAUAGUGCUCAUCGGCAAGUGUACACCACUGUUGAUUAACAUCGUAGAACUCACCGGCGAUGAUUCGGAGGCGGUUCAAAAAGGUGCAGUGUUGACACUGGUUAACCUUUCGGCGGAACAAUGUGGGGCCGAACAAUUGGUGACAAAGCUAGCAGAUCGAAUAGUACCGUUGGCGUAUGAAGCGAUUUUAAACGAAAAUUCAAAAAUGUCAGAUGCAUGGAGUAUGGUACUUUGUAACAUGACACGACCGGAACACCUGGUCGAGAUAGUUGUAGAGCAACUGGACAAAAUUGAAUACGCUUUCGAAAAACUAGCGACAUGUUUCAACAGGAUUAAUUUUAAUCAACAGAAAGGACAUUUGAAUUAUUUAGGUCCAUUGUUCAGCAACCUGUCGCAAAGUAAACGUGGUCGAGAGCUGUUUUGCAAUCGAAAAACGGACUUGCUGACACGGAUUCUUCCUUUUGUGCACCAUGAAGGCAGUAUUGUCCGUCGUGGCGGAGCAGUUGGCUUGCUGAAAAAUAUUUGCUUCGACACUACCGUACACGAAUGGCUUUUGAGCGGCGAAGUUGAUGUUCUCCCUUUUAUUCUAUUGCCGUUGGCCGGACCGGAAGAGUUUGACGAAGAAACAAACGCUAAACUUCCCGUAGAGCUGCAAUAUCUGGGUCCAGAGAAAGGAUGCGAAGAGGAUCCGGAUAUCAGGAAAAUGUUGGUGGAAUCGUUAGGUCAGUUGUGCGCUACUAGGAAGGGCCGUGAAUACUUGCGCGACCGAGGCACCUACGAGAUUCUGAGAGAGCUGCACAAAUUUGAGUGUAGUCCAGCUGGAGAUCCGCGUGUUCUGGCGGCGUGUGAAAGUGUGGUAGAUGUUCUCAUAAGGACGGAGGAUGAAAUUGGUGAAGAUAAUUUAAAGACAUUGGAUAUUCCUGAUGAUGUGAUUAUGAAACUGGACAACCUAGGAAGUAACAACGAAUUGUAAUAAAAACUACAGAUAAUUUCAAUGAG